GAGGCUGGGGGUUGUAGUUUAGGUGCGGAGUUUCAGCGUAAUUGUAUCUACGUGGUGAACAACAGCUCCCAUAAUUCCGCAGUGGAAGUGAAGCUGUCAUGCUUGUGUUUUGCUUUGGUUUUUUUGUUAUUGUUUCGGGUUAUUGGAGCAACUGAGCCCGAGGAGGAAAGCACGUCGGUGUCGCUCAUGUUUUUGUUGUUAUUUUCUCACGCAUUGUGACUGCUGUAUUUGAUAGAGAGACGGCUCGUUUAGACCGUUUACAGAGACGUGAGAGCGAUAAAGGUGCAAAAUAGCCUGCCUUUCUUUUGUGUUGCCAUGGAAAAGGCUUGGCGGGUGGAGUUCAGAAACGUGGGUAGCAGUUACUUCCCUCAGAGCAGAGUCGAGUGCCACUACACACUGAGCUCACAGCACAACUGGGCCAGCAAUGACUGGAUAGGUCUCUUUAAGGUGGGAUGGUCGUCAGUGAAGGACUACCACACGUUUGUUUGGGCACUGGCCCCGGCUGACUAUCAAGAGGGCACAGAUGUAAACUGCUGUGUGCACUUCCAGGCCUCCUACCUUCCCAAGCACAGCUCCCAAGACUAUGAGUUUGUAUACAUCGAUGCUAAGGGGGAAAUGUGCUCCUGCAGUUCCCAAUUCAGUUUCUGUGCUCCGAAGCCACUUGAGGAUCUGGUGACCGUUGAGGAGGGGCCCCAUGGAGAGGAAGGAGGCACAGGCAUGUUGCUGGUAGUGCCCAGGGCUGAACUGCUGCAGAGUCGACUGCAGGAAUGUCUGCGAGAGCGCGCUGAGCUGCUGCAGGCGCUGGAGGCGGCAAAACGGCAGGAGGAGAAAGAGAUGGAGGGGUACAAGAGGGCAAGGGAGGCCUGGGACAGACGACGUAAAGGGCUGGAAAGUGAUAUCAGCAGGCUGCAGGACGAGCUGAAGCAGAGUCAAGAGAAGGUCGAGGAGAUGGAGAUGGAGCAGAAGGAGGAGCAGGCUAUUGGAGAAUCACUAGCCCAGGAGAAAAGUGCUUUAUUGGAUGCGAGGGAGGCAAGCAAAGUGCGAAUCAAAGAGCUGGAGGAGGAUAUGAAAACCCUGACACAGAGAACUGUGGAAAGAGAGACUGAGUUGGAAAGUAACCAAAGCUGUGUGUCCAGGAUGAAGGAAAGAGCAAAGAGGGCAGGAGCUCAGAGAAAAGAAGAGGACAGUGAGAGAAAGAGCCUGCAGACCAAGCUGGAACAGACAGAAGGUGAACUCCGAAGUCUGUCAAAGGAGUUUCAGGUCCUGAGGAAUUCGCUGGCCCAGAGAGACACGAGUGUCCUGCAGCUCCAAAACAGCAUCACUACCCUCACCCAGAAACUCACCACUGCCCACAGGAAAGAGGCGGAGCACGAGGCCACACUAAAGGAGAUGAGGAGCCUGCGGGAGCGGCUGAACCUGAACGAGCGUGCUGCAGAGGGCUUGAAGAGUGAUCUAAGUGCCAUGGUGGCCCAGAGGGAUCACGGACAGGCCGAAUUGCAUCAGGCUCGUCUGCAAGCUGCCCAACUCACCCUUCAGCUUGCAGAUUCCAGUCUGGCCCUGAGAGAGGGAAGAGCCCGCUGGGCCCAGGAGAGGCAGAUUCUGCAGCGCACUGCUGAAAAGGACCACGAGCGUCUGGAGAAACUCAACGCCGAGAUGCAGAGAACGGAGGAGAGGCUGCAGGAGGAGAGGAUGGAGAGAGUGAAGCUGGAGGUCGAGCUUGGGAGAGAAAAGGAUUGCAACCGGGUUCAGCUGAGUGAAACCCGGAGGGAGCUCCAGGAGCUGAAGGCUAGCCUGAGGGUUGCCCAAAAAGAGAAGGAGCAGCUACUUGCAGAGAAACAGGAGUUGAUGGAGUACAUCUGUCAGCUGGAGCAGAAGAUGGGAACAGUGGUCAGUGCCAAGUGGAGCGCUGCCCCGAUUUCCUCCACAGGGCGGCCUGGCAGUGCAUUAUCUGAGGACGAGGACGAGAACCCCGAGGCUUUGCAGCCCCUCCGUCCACCAAGGCCUCUGGGUCAUUACAGCUUAUGUGAGCAGGGCCAGUCGGACUUCUUGCUCCUCGCCACCCCUCCUCCCUCCCCCAGGGAGGUGGAGAGGAGCGCGGUGGUCAUCAACCAGCCAGCCCCGCUCUCCUCGCCACACCAGGCCGACGCUGACACUCUGGCGCACAGCUCUGAUUCGGAGGAGGAAUCUGAUACACUUCAGUGUGGAAGGCACAGCUCUGCAGAGGAAACAGCACUUUUGCUGCCUGAGCACACGGACACUGUAAUCAGUGAUCUGGCCGACACCUCGCUAUGGUAACCAGUGAACACUCGGCGGGAGAUCAAAAAGAGGAGAAGGGGGUCUUUUUUUGGAGUUAAUGUGGGUCCACAUUACUUCCACUAACAAGCACAUAUACAGCUCACUCACGACACACACACACAAAAUGUUAAUAUGCAAUUUACAUCGUAUCUGCCGUGAACCUUGAUUUUCCCCUCGUAGACUGUCGUGUUAUUGCCUUUGCUGUUUUGUUGUUAGGGAUGACAUAAUGCUUGUGGUGGCAGGUCAGCACCAUCUUUAUGACUGACAUCAGACUGUUGCACAGUUUGAAACGGCGUGCUUUUAGGCUCUGCCGUUUGAGAGUUUGCAGGCUGUAGCAGAAUGCUUUCUGUUGAAUCAUUGCUAUGUCGAGGGCCUUACGAUGGAUGUUAUGUUGUUUUUAUGACAUUUGUGAUUAGGAGUCAUGACAGGUACUGUAAUCAUAAUGUUUUGUGCAGGCCCGGCUCUGCUGGAAAUCACGGCAAAAACUCUUCCAGCAUUAAAUUCUCCACAGCCGCUUUGAACUCCAUUCGCGGCAACAUAAAGUUAUGAUACAGCAUCCUGCUAGAAUUAUAUUGCAGUAAUGUAGGUCUAUGACAUCAUAUUUCUCCCCCAUUUACUCAGAAGUAAGAUUUGAUAUGCACUUUCUUGUCCACAUUAGAAGUUGAUUGUUGAUGCAGAUGCAGUUAGGGAGAGUUAGUGAUGCAGAGGCGCACAAGACGGUGAAGCAUUUGAAAUAGAAAGCUUAUUGAACAGAUUGUGUUUAAAAUCUAUGAAAUACAUGACAGAUGCAACUUUCUACUUCAGUACCUUUAUUUCAUCAUUAUUAUCAAAUUAAUGCUCAUAAGCUUUUCACUAUUUACCAGAUGCAGUUUUUACUUUGUAAUGACCAUGGAUUUCCUAAUUAUUGAAAAGAAUUUAAUAGCUGGCAAUUUGGAUAUUUAGUGUUUGUUACAGUUUGUAUUGUACAGAAAUGUCACAUUCAUGCAGUUUUAAAUCUGUGCCUAAAAUAAUUUUUAAAAAAGAAUCAAAGAAAAUCAGCUUUAUAGAUCCUGACAUCAUGACAUGGUGUUGGUAUUUUCCCCGAGCCCUACGGCAGUAUACUGCCUAAUAAAAAUAGCUGCCUACCUUUUAAUCAAUACUGUAUGCAUUUUUCAUGAUUUUCUAUUUAUAAUUAACUUGAGUUAUGCUGCAAUGAAACUAUAUUCAGGUUUAGUUUGAAAUAGGUGUUCAUUUUUUCACACACCCGUGAAAAAGUUUUCCAUGCUUGGCUAAGUAAAUUUGCUCGACACUUUGAUGCUUGAUGAUAUUAUCUGCUGUAUUUGCACCCUAUUUUUUACUAUAGAAGAGUUUUUAGAUGAAAAGUUGAUAUAUGGAUACUAUAAUAUGUCAGUUGUGUGUCCUUUCAUCAUUAUCUUAAUCAUUACCAUUGUGUGUUGUGUUUACCUAUAUUUUAUCUACACUUUUUCUUUUUACCUUCUUCUUUCAAAUACUCACUUUGACUCUAUAAAUAUUUGAUAUAUGAGUUAUAUUGUUGCAAGAUAUUGGUGCUAAUGAAAGGGAAUGAUACCGGCGAGUUUAAGGUGAAGGGAUGAUUGAUUUGAAUGUUUAAACAGGAUUAUGAAAGUAGUGAAAGAAGUAGAAAUGUGUGUCCAACGUCUUACUUACUUUGUGUACUCGUUGUUCUGGUGUUGCAGUGUUGAUUCUCUUUUUAUAGAAGUGGGAAUGUUUUGAGCAGCCUGGUGUUCUUUCCCAGAAGAUAGCGCACUACACUACAUGUAUUCUCCAUAGUCCUUGUUUGUGGUUGUAAUCUGACUUUAUGUCUAAGAGAAGUUCUUUUUUUGUUGUCCCACUGAGAGCUCGAGUACGAGUGCUGCUCAUCGGGACACCGUCUCCGGUUGCAAUAAAGCUCCAGUGGUUAUGGUUUGUUUUGAAGUUUUGUGUGUGAAGGUUACCCCACAUGUACACCGCUGUGUAUUUUCUUAUCAGUCAUGUACCGGGGUUUGGGUGGGGUUAUGUACAAUAAAAUGGUUUAUGUAUCCA
Messenger RNA from Cottoperca gobio, 4335 nucleotides. RefSeq names its product calcium binding and coiled-coil domain 1a (gene calcoco1a). Gene Ontology annotation, molecular function: transcription coactivator activity. Gene Ontology annotation, biological process: positive regulation of transcription by RNA polymerase II. The coding region runs from base 316 to 2295 and encodes 659 amino acids. The record is from RefSeq and is a predicted model, not a curated record. Lineage: Eukaryota; Metazoa; Chordata; Actinopteri; Perciformes; Bovichtidae. The transcript is spliced from 15 exons.